Molecule: messenger RNA, 2345 nt
Organism: Priapulus caudatus
Lineage: Eukaryota; Metazoa; Priapulida; Priapulimorpha; Priapulimorphida; Priapulidae
Product: zinc finger protein 84-like
Exons: 3
Coding region: 13-1584 (523 amino acids)
Biological process (GO): regulation of transcription by RNA polymerase II
Cellular component (GO): nucleus
Molecular function (GO): RNA polymerase II cis-regulatory region sequence-specific DNA binding; DNA-binding transcription activator activity, RNA polymerase II-specific
Source: RefSeq, a predicted model, not a curated record
GCUAGUGCAAGUAUGAUGUCCGCCGUUGAUUUCGUAUCUAGGCAAGUCUUUUGUAACAUUCCGACGCCGGACGUGAAAUACCACGCGGGAGGGAACCCGUACCAGUUCCACCUGUGCGGCACGAGCUUCUCUCUCGGAGGAGGCAACAAGAUGCACAUGAACGCCUUCUCCUCCGGAAAGAAACCCUACAACUGCGACAUAUGCGAGCGUGCCUUCUCCCGGCGGGGAGACCUCAAGACGCACAUGAGAACGCACACGGGCGAAAAACCGUACAAGUGCGACGUGUGCAAGCGCGCGUUUUCGCGCCGCGGCGACCUCAACACGCACAUGAGGACGCACACGGGAGAGAAACCGUACGCGUGCGAGGUGUGCAAGCGCGCGUUCUCGCGGCGCGGCGACCUGACGCGACACGUGCGCACGCACACGGGAGAGAAGCCCUGCAAGCUCGACCUCGCCGAUCGAUUCUCCUCCUCCUCCGCCUCCUCCGCGGUGGCGGCGGCGGCGGCGCAGAACAGCCUGGCCCUCGUGAAGGAUGCGCGGACGGGCGACAAGCCUUUCACGUGCGAGCUGUGCAAGCGAGCGUUCUCCGCGCGCGGGUACGCGAACGCGCGGACUCACGGCGGCGGAGAUCGACCGUACACGUGCGACGCGUGCAGGAACGCUUUCUCGUGCCUCGGAAACCUGAAGACGCACUUCGACAACAGCGUCGGCGGAAAGACGCACUACGACGGCGUCGGCGUCGGCGGGGAGCGGGUGUACAAGUGCGAGCUGUGUGAGCGGACCUUCGCGAAGGCCUGCGACCUGAGCGCGCACCUGCGCACGCACACGGGGGAGAAACCGUACCGCUGCGACUCGUGCGAUCGCUCCUACUCGAAGCGCGGCGACCUGACCGUGCACGUGCGCACGCACACGGGCGAGAAACCCUACAAGUGCCACCUGUGCGAGCUGGCGUUCGCGCGGCCCGGCGGACUCCAGGUGCACCUCCGGACGCACGCCUGCGAGAAACCGCACAAGUGCCACCUCUGCGAGCUGGCCUUCUCCUCGCAGGGCGGUUUACAACGGCACGUGCGCAGCCACAGUGUCGAAAAACCGUACAAGUGCUACGUGUGCAAGCGUGCGUUCUGCACGCAGGGCGGGUGGCAGCGGCACAUACGCACGCACGCCGUCGAGCGGCCGUACAAGUGCGAUCUCUGCGACCGGGCGUUCGCGAAGCGCGGCGACCUCAACGUGCACAUGAGGACGCACACGGGCGAAAAGCCGCACAAGUGCGAGACGUGCCAGCGCGCAUUCUCGCGCCGCGGCGAUCUCAACACGCACAUACGGACGCACACGGGCGAAAAGCCGUACGCGUGCGAGCGGUGCAAGCGAGCGUUCACGCGCCGCGGCAGCCUCAACACGCACAUCCGGACGCACACGGGCGAAAAACCGUACAAGUGCGAGCUGUGCAAGCGAGCUUUUGCGAAGCAAGGGGACCUGAUGAUACACAUACGGACGCACGCUGCCGCCGGCGGCGAAAACAGUUCCAACGUGACGUACGUGAAGGAUCUUCCGCUCAGCGAUGACAUGUGGUACAGCUUUGCUUAGCGAAAGAAAGCGAUGACGCGUGGUACAGCUUUGCUUAGCGAAAGAAAGCGAUGACGCUUGGUACAGCUUUGCUUAGCGAAAGAAAGCGAUGACGCGUGGUACAGCUUUGCUUAGCGAAAGGAAGCGAUGACAUGUGGUACAGCUUUGCUUAGCGAAAGGAAGCGAUGACGUGUGGUACAGCUUUGUUUAGCGAAAGAAGGCGAUGACGCGUGGUGCAGUUUUGCUUAGCGAAAGGAAGCGAUGACGCGUGGUACGACGUUGCGAAUGCGCCGCCGUGUGUGCUCGAACAAACUCGGUGCUUCUUUUAAGAUAAUAGUUUAAAAAUUAUUUCAGUGUCAAUCAUCGUUUAAAAUUGCUAUUAUAUCAUCACGAAAUCUGACGAAAAUGUAUAUUCCAAGAUAGACUACAUCGGAUUCCGUGAUAUUCCAAGAUAACCUAAUUUGCAGUGCUUCUUAAACUAUUUCAGUGUCAUUCACUGAUUCAGCCUCAAGUCUUCAUCACAAAAUUUCGUUGACCCGCAACUAAAUUUCCGUAUGUUUUUGGUUAUUUUCAUUCAUUCCAAAAUAAUUUCAAUUACGCUUGGGUGAACCCUUCACCAGUUUAAGAAGCACUGCAGUUUAAGUUUCUCUCAGCAAGUACUGCUUGUGUACUGCCGGCUCUUAGUUUCUGCGAAGCAUACUAGCUGUCUAAAGCCUAGCGCAGACUUGCGACUUGGUUGCUCGUCGCUGCAACCUGCAACCACGUGCGAUCGGUCACACGCU